Closterium sp. Naga37s-1 is the source of this 780-nucleotide messenger RNA. NCBI's taxonomy places the organism in Eukaryota, Viridiplantae, Streptophyta, Zygnematophyceae, Desmidiales, Closteriaceae. The record is from the annotation of a GenBank genome assembly.
AUGCGUACCCUUAUUUUCACAUCCUGCUUCCCCUCUUUUCCCCCCCUGCUUCCCCUCGUCCCCCCCCCCCUGAUUCCCCUCCUUUUCCCCCCUGCUUGCCCUCCUGUUUUUCCUUUGCCUACCCACCUUCUCCCCCCGUUCACUCCUCCGCGGUUCCUUUUCUCUCUUCCUUCCUUCGUGUUUUGUUUUGUUCCUCAAUUCCUCCCCUUUCUCAUCACUUCUUCCCCUCUCUCAUCCCUUCCUCCCCUCUCUCAUCCUGUCCUCCCCUCUCUCAUCCCAUCCUCCCCUCACUCAUCCCGUCCUCUCCUCUCUCAUCCCGUCCUCCCCUCACUCAUCUUGUCCUCCCCUCUCUCAUCCCGUCUCCCCUCUAAUCAUUCCUUCCUCCCCUCCCUCAUCCUGUCCUCCCCUCUCUCAUCCCUUCCUCCCCUCCCUCAUCCCGUCCUCCCCUCUCUCAUCCCGUCCUCCCCUCUCUCAUCCCGUCCUCCCCUCUCUCAUCCCAUCCUCCCCUCUCUCAUCCCGUCCUCCCCUCUCUCAUCCCGUCCUCCCCUCUCUCAUCACUUCCUCCCCUCUCUCAUCGCGCCCUCCCCUCUCUCAUCCCUUACUCCCCCCUCUCAUCCCUUCCUCCCAUUUUUCAUCCCAUCCUCCCCUCCCUCAUCCAGUCAUCCCCUCUCUCAUCCCGGCCCCUCCUCUCUCAUCCCUUCUUCCCAUCUCUCGUCCUUUUCCCCUGACUCAGCCCUCUCUUGUUGCUAUCCUCCCUGUCUUGUCCCUCUUCUUCUCUAA